Messenger RNA from Physcomitrium patens, 835 nucleotides. RefSeq lists its product as uncharacterized. Gene Ontology annotation, molecular function: 5S rRNA binding; structural constituent of ribosome. Gene Ontology annotation, cellular component: ribosome. The record is from RefSeq and is a predicted model, not a curated record. NCBI's taxonomy places the organism in Eukaryota, Viridiplantae, Streptophyta, Bryopsida, Funariales, Funariaceae. Gene Ontology annotation, biological process: translation.
AGGUAGAAACAGGAUUUGUUGCGGACUCGAGGAUUCGUUCCUCGCAUUCUUCACCGAUUGAAUAGCUUGUUUAUUGUUGUUGUUGUUGUUGUUGCGAGCUAUGGCGUCAGCGGUGAUGGCUGGAGCAUCGGCGUCCAUGGCGUCGUUGUCGCUGCGAAGCUCCCCAUUCACGGAAUUCAAUGGCUUGGCUGCUGCCACCCCGUCUUCCCACGCUCCAAUGCCGACGUCCACACGCCCAGCUAUCUUGCGGGAGUCGCUGACGAUAGAGGCUCUGAAGGAUCAAACUCGGAGGGAAUCCUUGAAGUCUCGUCACAGGCGUUUGAGGAAGAAGCUGAGUGGUACCACUGAGAGGCCUCGAUUGGCUGUUUUCCGCACCAACCAACAUCUGUACGCCCAAGUCAUUGACGACACUAAGCAGCACACUCUGGCCGCCGCAUCUACUCUCACCAAGGAGAUCCGUGAAUCUAUUGAAGAUACAGCAGGCCCAACCAUUGAAUCUGCUAAGAAAGUUGGGGAGGCUAUCGGCAAGCUCUGUUUAGAGAAAGGGAUUAGCAAGGUGGCCUUUGACAGGGGAGGCUUUGUUUACCACGGACGAAUCAAGGCGUUGGCAGAUGCUGCUCGUGAAGCUGGUCUAGACUUUUAGAGGUAGUCUAAAUAGUUAGGAAUCAAUGUUUUUUUAAGUGAAUUACGAUUGUGUUUUUUUUUUUAAAGUUCAGAUUCGCUGACUGGAAACGUAGGCAUUGUUUUUCGACCGACGCAGAGCCUUUCUAAGUUGUAUGCCAAUUUAUCUCAUACACGGCUGAUUAAUUCUUCCUCUAUUUGUGAUGUUAUCUCA